AUAUCUUUCGUCAUGCCACGCGUCAGAAUACUGCGCCCUCUGUUUGUAAUCUCAUAUUUAUUGUAUAUGGAAGAUUGGCCUAUGUAAAAAUUGUAUUGGGUUAAUCGUACAGCAUAUAACUAAAUAAUUCAGCAAAAUGGUACUUAUUGCUGCAGCAGUCUGCACAAAAGCAGGCAAAACUAUUAUCUCUCGCCAAUUUGUUGAAAUGACAAAGGCCAGAAUAGAAGGUUUGCUUGCUGCAUUUCCAAAGUUAAUGAGUUCUGGUAAACAACAUACAUUUGUAGAAACAGAAUCUGUGAGAUAUGUUUAUCAACCUUUGGAAAAAGUAUAUAUGCUAUUAAUUACAACAAAAGCUAGUAAUAUAUUAGAAGAUUUAGAAACAUUGAGGCUUUUUGCAAGAGUUAUUCCUGAGUAUUGCAAUUCAAUGGAUGAGCUUGAAAUAGCUGAAAAUGCAUUCAAUUUGAUAUUUGCAUUUGAUGAAAUAGUUGCAUUAGGAUAUAGAGAAAGUGUUAAUUUAGCACAGAUUAGGACAUUUGUAGAAAUGGAUUCACACGAAGAAAAAGUUUAUCAAGCUGUAAGAAUGACUCAGGAAAGAGAAGCUAGAAAUAAAAUGCGUGAAAAAGCAAAGGAAUUGCAAAGACAAAGAAUGGAAGCAGUUAAAAAAAGUGGUCUUAAAAGUCCUGGAUUUGGUAAUUCUUAUGGAAGCAGCGGUAACUUUACAUCAUCACUUAGUGUGAGAGAUACUACCAACUUCGUACCAGAACCAGUUAGACCUUCAUAUACACCAACACAAAAGCCUGUUAAUACUGGACCAGGAGCAAUGAAAUUAGGAGGGAAAUCUCGUGAUGUUGAUUCUUUUGUAGAUCAGUUAAAAGAAGAAGGAGAGAAUGUUGUAACAACACCUUUACCUACAACAGGAGCAAAAUCAACAUCACUUACACCACAGAUAAUAAAUACUGAACCAGUCCACCUGCGGCAAGAGGAACGUCUUAAUGUAAGAAUUGGUCGAGACGGUGGCUUACAACACUUUGAAUUGCAUGGUUUAGUAACAUUACAUAUUUCGGAUGAGAAAUGGGGUCGAAUUCGCGUACAAUUAGAAAACAGAGAUUCAAGAGGAAUUCAAUUACAAACACAUCCAAAUGUAGAUAAAGAAUUAUUCAGGACACGUGGUCAAAUAGGUUUAAAAAUUCCUACAAAACCGUUUCCAUUGAAUACUGAUGUUGGAGUAUUAAAAUGGCGAUUGCAAGCUCAAGAUGAAACAGCACUACCUAUUUCAAUUAAUUGUUGGCCAUCUGAAAACGGAGAAGGUGGAUGUGACGUGAACAUAGAAUAUGAAUUAGAACAAGUUAAUCUCGAAUUAAAUGAUGUUCAGAUAAACAUUCCGUUACCUAUGGGAUGCAAUCCCAUAGUAAACGAAUGUGAUGGUCAAUAUACAUAUGAAGCACGAAGAAAUAUGCUUGUAUGGUCUUUACCAGUGGUUGAUGCAACGACAAAAUCAGGUUCAAUGGAAUUCUCAGCACCGUCGUCUACUCCUGCAGAUUUCUUCCCCCUUCUUGUCUCAUUCUCAUCCAAGACAUCAUAUGUCAAUAUAAAAGUAACCGAAGUUUUACUUGUAGAAGAUGAAAGUCCGGUUAAAUAUUCAGUGGAAACAGUUUUCUUUACUGAUAACUACGAAGUGGUAUAAAAGUAUCUAUUAAAGAGUAAGAUAAUUGCUUGUGCUAUGUACAAAAAUACAGGACACUAUCCAUUGGAAUUUUGAAGAUAAAGAUUUUCAGCUUAUUUAUAUUCAGGUUACAAUUUUAUUGUCACAUAAACUUUACUUUUAUCAAUGGAUGCUUGAAUGUAUUUCCAGCAAUUUACACACAUUUUUGAAAUGAUUUGUUCAAUUUAGUACAUGUCUAACAUUGAACUAUUGAAGAAAAGUGUAUACAGAUGUUUCGUAAUUGGUAAAUACAGAAUACGAGAAAUUUUAUGAAUUACACUUAUAUCAAUGUACAAGAAUCAUGUUAUAUUAAAUAAUUUUAUUUAA
Messenger RNA from Bombus pyrosoma, 2029 nucleotides. It is a transcript of the gene deltaCOP, whose product is annotated as coatomer subunit delta. Bases 137 to 1684 code for a protein of 515 amino acids. The record is from RefSeq and is a predicted model, not a curated record. The transcript is spliced from 8 exons. Gene Ontology annotation, biological process: Golgi localization; endoplasmic reticulum to Golgi vesicle-mediated transport; retrograde vesicle-mediated transport, Golgi to endoplasmic reticulum. Lineage: Eukaryota; Metazoa; Arthropoda; Insecta; Hymenoptera; Apidae. Gene Ontology annotation, cellular component: COPI vesicle coat; cytosol.